Messenger RNA from Tribolium madens (black flour beetle), 2698 nucleotides. It is a transcript of the gene Shal, whose product is annotated as potassium voltage-gated channel protein Shal. The transcript is spliced from 3 exons. Gene Ontology annotation, cellular component: voltage-gated potassium channel complex; membrane. Gene Ontology annotation, biological process: protein homooligomerization; potassium ion transmembrane transport. The coding region runs from base 300 to 2018 and encodes 572 amino acids. Gene Ontology annotation, molecular function: protein binding; A-type (transient outward) potassium channel activity. The record is from RefSeq and is a predicted model, not a curated record. NCBI's taxonomy places the organism in Eukaryota, Metazoa, Arthropoda, Insecta, Coleoptera, Tenebrionidae.
CCGAUUGCAGUGAACAGUGCUAGAGAAGAUGGAGGUAUUCGCGCCCGAAAUAGUCCGAGUUACGAGUCAGCAAUGAACAGUUUCAAGUAUUUGGAGGAGUUCGGGAGGAAUAAUAAUAAAAAUAAUAAAUCGGUGUUUGAUCUUGACGUCGUCGUCGUCGUCGUCCGUCAAGAAGAAGAAAUGGUGGUGAAGUGCGACGAGGAAGUGGAACGCGAGUGAGCGAUCGGUGAGACCGCGAGCACCGCGAGCACCGCGAGCACCGCGAGCACCGCACAAUAAAAGUCAUUCCGCCGCACAGUAUGGCCUCGGUCGCCGCUUGGCUGCCAUUUGCCCGGGCGGCGGCCAUCGGUUGGGUGCCUAUCGCCACACACCCGCUCCCGCCGCCUCCGAUUCCUAAGGAUCGACGCAAAGCCGAUGACGAGAAACUCCUCAUCAACGUUUCAGGACGGCGGUUUGAAACGUGGCGAAACACCCUAGAGAAAUACCCUGACACACUUCUUGGCUCAAACGAGCGCGAAUUCUUUUACGAUGAAGAAUGUAAAGAGUACUUUUUUGAUCGAGAUCCGGACAUUUUCCGACACAUUCUCAACUAUUACCGCACUGGAAAACUGCACUAUCCGAAGCACGAGUGCCUCACUAGCUACGAUGAAGAAUUGGCUUUCUUCGGGAUUUUACCGGACGUUAUCGGGGAUUGUUGCUAUGAGGAUUACAGAGAUCGCAAACGUGAAAACGCUGAAAGACUCAUGGAUGAUAAACUUUCCGAAAACGGUGACCAAAAUUUACAACAAUUGACCAACAUACGGCAGAAAAUGUGGCGGGCUUUUGAAAAUCCACACACUUCAACAGCGGCUUUAGUAUUCUAUUACGUUACAGGAUUCUUUAUUGCUGUUUCUGUGAUGGCAAAUGUAGUAGAGACGGUUCCUUGUGGAAGCAGACCGGGAGGAGCUGGCUCCUUACCGUGCGGUGAAAGAUACAAAAUUGUAUUUUUCUGUUUAGAUACUGCUUGUGUUAUGAUUUUCACAGCUGAAUAUUUAUUAAGAAUGUUUGCAGCCCCAAACCGAUAUAAAUUUGUUCGCUCCGUUAUGAGCAUUAUCGAUGUUGUAGCCAUUCUACCUUAUUAUAUCGGUCUGGGCAUCACCGACAACGAUGAUGUUUCCGGUGCUUUUGUUACUUUGAGAGUCUUCCGGGUUUUCCGAAUUUUUAAAUUCUCACGUCAUUCCCAAGGUCUUCGUAUCUUAGGUUACACUCUCAAAUCGUGUGCUUCCGAACUUGGUUUUCUUGUAUUUUCACUAGCUAUGGCUAUUAUCAUCUUUGCUACCGUGAUGUUCUAUGCCGAAAAGAACGUCGGUAAAACAAAUUUCACUUCCAUCCCUGCCGCCUUCUGGUAUACCAUCGUCACGAUGACUACACUAGGAUACGGCGAUAUGGUUCCGGCGACUAUAGCAGGAAAAAUUGUUGGCGGCGUCUGUUCCCUGAGUGGUGUCCUUGUAAUUGCAUUACCCGUACCUGUUAUCGUUUCUAAUUUCAGCAGGAUUUACCACCAGAACCAAAGAGCGGACAAACGCAAAGCUCAAAGAAAAGCUCGUUUGGCUCGUAUUCGUAUUGCCAAAGCAUCGUCAGGGGCGGCUUUUGUCAGCAAGAAAAAAGCAGCGGAGGCUCGAAUCGCCGCUCAAGAAUCAGGCAUCGAACUCGACGGUGACAACUACCGCGAAGAAGACAUUUUCGAGUUGCAACACCACCAUUUGCUGCGUUGUUUGGAGAAAACCACCGAUCGGGAAUUCGUCGAACUCGAGGUGCCGUACAAUGGCCACCCUAAAAGGCCCGGUUCGCCAUCCCCUAUGGCAAGUCCAGCACAUUCGGCCGUUUCAAUCGGCUUAAUUCAGUCCUGCUGUGGCCGAUGUUGCCCUCGCAGGUACCAACAAGCCUGCGGAAAAUAUAUGCCAGCAGCGUCGGCGGCUCAGUCGAAUCAAACAGGCGGCGGUAUGGACGGCACUUAUCUUGUGGAAGCGUCAUUUUAAACACGACGGCCGGGCCGGAACAUAUCAAUCUACCGCCUUGUGAUGGUUACGUCUCGGUCGCGAUUCCGGUUUCUUCGUUUUCCAAACAUCGAUUCUAUUGUGUUGACAUGUGUAGUGUAAAUUGUGAUAUAGAUGAUAAAUAAACUGACAAUUGAUCUAAAUGUACGUACUUACACAAUAAACCGACUUAUUCUACACUCGUUUCAUAGACUUUAUGGUGUACCUAUUGUAAGAUAGGUAUAGGGGGUUGUUCUUCAGUUCUUCAAUUUCGAUUAAACGGACUCGCGUUUGUUUAUACAUUUUUUGUUUAUUACUAAUACAUUCCUUUGGCGUUUGAUUUUUUAUUUUGAGCUCCUUAGUACGAGUCUUAGCCGCCAUCUUGGAACUGGAGUUAACACCAUGUAACUACAUACCUAAUACCUACUUAAUUAUAGUAAUUGCAUAAAUCGUUUUACAGUCUUACUAAUUAGGGAAAAACACGUUACGUGUUAAAAUAAAUAAUUAGUUAACUAUAUAAAAAGAAGAGAGAUAGUAGCUAUAUUGUAAAAUUUUAAGCUACCUAUAGGUACCUAUAUCUAGAAUUUAACGAAUUUGUCUUUCACAUUGUUUUGUCUUCACCAUUCUUUUAAAAAUGAUCGUUUUGUUUCGAUUAUAUAGUUUAAUAAACAAAUAAAUUUUCC